AUGGGUAAAUAUGAUUACAAAAGAAGAUUGUUGAAGAUUUAAUUUUAAAAUCUCACCAUUCUAAUAAUCAAAAUAACAAAUCAAUUUUGCUACAACUAAAUUAAAGAAUAAGACUGCAUCAGCCUUAGCAGUACCAGAUUUCAAGUCUUCUGCAUUAUUUUGUUCUAAUAAAAAGCAUCAAGAACUUUGUGA
Molecule: messenger RNA, 192 nt
Organism: Paramecium sonneborni
Lineage: Eukaryota; Ciliophora; Oligohymenophorea; Peniculida; Parameciidae
Source: the annotation of a GenBank genome assembly